Molecule: messenger RNA, 2007 nt
Organism: Capronia epimyces CBS 606.96
Lineage: Eukaryota; Fungi; Ascomycota; Eurotiomycetes; Chaetothyriales; Herpotrichiellaceae
Exons: 3
Coding region: 1-2007 (668 amino acids)
Biological process (GO): DNA-templated transcription; regulation of DNA-templated transcription
Cellular component (GO): nucleus
Molecular function (GO): DNA-binding transcription factor activity, RNA polymerase II-specific; transcription cis-regulatory region binding; zinc ion binding
Source: RefSeq, a predicted model, not a curated record
AUGGGCCCGGCGGAGGACCCGACCGUGCACAGCGAUGCAAGCGAAGACAGCGACGAGGACACAACGCCAUCAAGUGCCAAGAGAGCCAGAUCGAGCCGAGCAUGUGUAGCCUGCCGGCGAAUGAAAACCCGGUGCGAGUUCGACGAGGCUCUAGGCAAUGCGUGCAAGCUAUGCAUCAGGGCCCGACGGCAAUGCGUCAUGCAGUCUCUCCCUCGUCGAAGGAGGCCGAAAACCACUGACAGGGUGGCCGAUCUCGAACGAAAGAUUGACGCCCUUACUGCACUGUUGUCUAACAAGGAGUCAACAAAAUCUACAGAAGCAUCUCCCACGGCGGCAGACACCAGGAAUGCUUCUCAGCACCAACUCUCUCCUUCGACUCAGGCACCCAGCGCGUUGGAUACGCUCAUCGCAGACGUCCUCAACCGCGGCAUUCUCGAUUGGAGCACCGCCUGCCUAGCCUUCGAUCAAUACAACCAGAAAAUGUGUCAUUUCUUCCCAUUUAUCGUGUUUCCGGCCACAUCUACUGCAGACAUAGUCAAACAACAGCAGCCACUCUUGUUCUUCGCCAUUGUUACUGUGGCAUUGCGGUUGACCCAGUCCAACAUGGCCACCGAACUUAUCGACAUGCUCGCCAAAGAUCUGUCCUUGCGUAUCAUGUAUAAUGGGGAAAGAUCUCUUGAGCUGGUUCAGACCCUCCUCAUGUACACUUUAUACUACUCUAAGCCAAAAUAUGCUCGAGAGCUGAACUUCAAUCAAAUUGUGCACAUCGCCAGCACGAUGUCGCUCGAUCUUGGUCUGGGGAGGCGAUCUCACAAAGACUCUUCAGCGCAGACCCAGGACCUCAAUCAGCUUGAGUCACUUGCGGGCAGAAGAGCUUGGUUGGGAUGUUACUAUCUGGCAACGAGUGCAUCCAUAUCCCUUCGCCACCCGGCCUUCGUCCGCUGGUCUGUUUACAUCGAGGAAUGUUUGAAUGUUCUUUCAUCGGAGCCGCAGGCUCUGCCCAGCGAUGCCUGGCUGUGCGACCUGAUUCGUCUCCAACAUAUUGCUGAAGAUGCAUCUGUCGUGUUCGCUAUGGAUGAUCCGGGCUCAUUUGUCACACUCAACGAUCCCCAAACCCGAUACCAAGUUGGGAGUUUUCGCCAGCGGCUAGAACAUUGGCAUCGAUACUGCGAAACAAGUCUACAACGUAAGAUACUCUCGUACGUACGCCAUACAGAAGCCAUUGUAAGCCUCUACAUCCACGAGUCAGCGCUCCAUUCGGAGCAUCAUAAUAUAGAUGACUUCCGCCUGCCCUUGACUGGAGCUGGAAGUGAAGCGGCGGUACAGGAUAUGACUUCCUCAUGGGAGAAUCUGCAGUUCCCAGCGGCAAGAAUCGAAUCACUCUUUGCCUGCCUCGCUGCUAUCCAUGCAUGCUUUGACGCCAUGCUCUCUAUGGAUCUUGCAACAGUCUGCGCUCUGCCCAACAUGUUCUUCGUCCGCACAGGGUACGCAGCAUGGGCGCUUCGAAAACUCUCCACCAUAUGUGAGAGCCAGGCACAAGCAAAUGGGCAAUUUAGCCUCGACACUAAGGACUUGAAAUUUGAAGAGUACCUGAGCUCGUUUAUUGAGUUGCUGGCCAAGGUACACGCAGAAACCGGCUCGCAAGUGGUACGGGCCUUUUAUAUUGUGAUGACACAGAUCAAAGCACACGCCGCUGCUGGUAAAGCGGGAGUGAACGAAUUCCCUCCGAGAUGCCCAGAGCGACCAGCUUCCUCCCAUCUCAAGCCCGUGGACUCGGCAAGCCAGCAGUUAGAUCCGACCAUACCCGUUGAUGCCGAGCCCGUCAUCCUUCCCCCGCAGUCGCAGCUGGAUGGUCGCACGCCCUAUUUCCUCCAACAAGGUAUGCCUUCUUGGGCACAAGGCGGUUUUGAUGAUUCAGUGAUGUCGAGCCUUGAGGCUUUGCAGUGGCUUGACCAGGAUUUCGUAUUUGAAGACAACCCGAUGUACGGACCCGGUGGUAUUAAUUAA